AUGGAUACCAAAAAGCCCUCGGAACUAUCUCUCAAGGAGGAUAAUGUGUCGUCUGCGGAGGGCCAAAUCGAUGUCACUGACGCGGCAUAUCAACGAAUGCCAGAGACCCUCCGCGACCUCAGCGAAGACGAGCUGAGAAGACUCAACCAGAAAGUCGUCCGCAAGGUCGAUCUCCUUGUCCUUCCAACCAUCGGCAUCCUGUAUAUCCUGAACUACAUCGACCGCCAGAACCUGGCCGCAGCAAAGCUCCAAGGCAUCAUGGAGGAUCUCAACAUGACAACCCAGCAAUUCGCGACUGCCGUCUCAAUCCUCUUCGUGGGAUACCUGCCCUUCCAGAUCCCCAGCAAUCUCAUAAUGACCAAGAUCUCCCGCCCGGGGAUGUACAUUUGCUGCGCCGUGGCAAUCUGGGGCUGCAUCUCAGCUGCGACGGCAGCAGUCAAGAGUUACGGGCAGUUACUCGCCGUUCGAGCCAUCCUGGGUGCUGCCGAGGCAGUCUUCUUCCCCGGAGCCAUCUACUUCCUCUCUGCAUGGUAUACCAAAUCAGAACUGGGAAAGCGCAUCGCGGCACUAUACAUUGCGCAGCAAGUGGGCAAUGCCUUUGGCGGGCUCUUCGCGGCUGCCAUUCUCAAACUGGAUGGAGCUCAUAACAUCGCCGGCUGGCAGUGGCUGUUUAUCAUCGAGGGCAGUGCGACGGUAGGAAUUGGCAUAGUCUGCGCGUGCAUCAUGCCCGAGUUCCCACACAACAGCCGCAUAUUAUCACCGGUGGAGCGCGAUCUCGCCGUAUGGCGCAUCGAGGCCGAAGCCGGUGCCGCAGAGGGCAGCAACGAGGCAGAGAAUAACGCCAACGAGAGCGCCCUGCGCGGCUUCGCGAGUGCCCUAUCCGAUCCCAAGCUAUUGCUGCUCAUCUUCGCCAACAUGGUCUCGCAAACGCAGGGAUCCAUUGCCAAUUACUUCCCCACACUCGUCGAGUCGCUCAGCUUCUCCCACAUAAUCACUUUGCUUCUCACCGCGCCGCCGUACAUCCUAGCCGGCGUGAUCUACUACUGCAUCAUGUAUUACUCCGACCGCAAGAACACCGUCUACCCGAUCAUCCUAGUGUGCGCGGCCGUCGCUAUCGUCAUGUACAUCAUCCCGAUGGCAACGGCGAACGUUGGCGCACGCUACUUCUCCAUGAUGAUCCUGCCCACUGCGUCCGUGGGACCGCAACUCCUCCUGUUCAAGACGAUCAAUCUACACCUUGCGCGGCCCAUCUCAAAACGUGCGGCGGCUUCGGCCUUAGUCAAUGCCAUCGGAGGGACGUCAAAUAUCUGGGCAUCGUACUUGUACUAUGCGCCGCCGCAUUUCUAUGCUGCUUUUGGGGCGCUGAUGGGGUCUGCGGCUUUGUUGGUUUGUACUAUGACUAUUUACCGUUGGCUCGUGUUGCGUGAGAAUAAACGUUUGGACUCAGGUGAUCCUGCGUUGGUAGCGAAGGUUGUUAAGGGGGGUGUUACGGAGGAGAUGGUGCAGCUUAAUUGGCGUUAUGAGAUGUACUAA
This is a messenger RNA of Aspergillus chevalieri, 1533 nucleotides long. RefSeq lists its product as uncharacterized. Gene Ontology annotation, molecular function: transmembrane transporter activity. The coding region runs from base 1 to 1533 and encodes 510 amino acids. The record is from RefSeq and is a predicted model, not a curated record. The transcript has a single exon. Gene Ontology annotation, cellular component: membrane. Gene Ontology annotation, biological process: transmembrane transport. NCBI's taxonomy places the organism in Eukaryota, Fungi, Ascomycota, Eurotiomycetes, Eurotiales, Aspergillaceae.